AUGAAGUACUGCACGCUUGCGCUGUUCCUCUUCGCGUUCAUCGUCGCGACCGUCCAGGCGGCCAGCCUCGGGACGAACGCGGAGCGUCUUGCGCGCGGCCUGCCGCCGCGCUCGCCGACGCGCCUCUACAAGCCCAGCGCGCGGGAUGCUGCGAACAAACCGAAGCCGUCCGCGAAGCCGCCUCCCACUUGCUCGACUGGCCCCGUCCAGUGCUGCAACUCCGUCGAGAAGGCCAGCAACCCUGUCGCGUCGCUCAUCCUCGGGCUGCUCGGCAUCGUGCUCGGCCCCGAUGUCGUGGUUGGCAUCACCUGCUCGCCGCUCUCCGUCAUUGGGAUCGGUGCCGGAAGCUGCUCCGCGAACGCCGUCUGCUGCGAGAACAACUCGCACGGCGGGCUCAUCUCCAUCGGAUGUAUCCCCAUCAUUCUUUGA
Messenger RNA from Trametes versicolor FP-101664 SS1, 429 nucleotides. RefSeq names its product fungal hydrophobin. The coding region runs from base 1 to 429 and encodes 142 amino acids. Gene Ontology annotation, molecular function: structural constituent of cell wall. The record is from RefSeq and is a predicted model, not a curated record. The transcript has 4 exons. NCBI's taxonomy places the organism in Eukaryota, Fungi, Basidiomycota, Agaricomycetes, Polyporales, Polyporaceae. Gene Ontology annotation, cellular component: fungal-type cell wall.